Messenger RNA from Monopterus albus (swamp eel), 1392 nucleotides. It is a transcript of the gene cd151, whose product is annotated as CD151 molecule. The record is from RefSeq and is a predicted model, not a curated record. The coding region runs from base 149 to 916 and encodes 255 amino acids. The transcript is spliced from 8 exons. Gene Ontology annotation, cellular component: plasma membrane. Lineage: Eukaryota; Metazoa; Chordata; Actinopteri; Synbranchiformes; Synbranchidae. Gene Ontology annotation, biological process: cell migration.
GGGAGGCUUGGGUUUGCAUGUCAGCUGGGAACUUACACUGUUGUAGUCACCUUUCAAAGACAGCAGCACACUGACACUGGGGACUGUGGGAGCUUGGAAGACGUUACCUCGAUAGUCUACAUCCUUCAGGGCCCACCAUCAAAACAGGAUGGAAUCUCAACAUGAAAAAACUCACACACGUUGGACAAUUUGUCUGAAAUAUCUACUUUUUCUCUUCAAUAUUCUUUUCUGGCUGGCAGGAGGAGCUGUGCUGGUGGUGGGGGUGUGGACCCUGGUGGAAAAGAGCAACUACAUCAGUUUGCUGAACUCCAGCUUCUACUCAGCCUCAGCUUACAUCCUGAUAGCUGCUGGAGUCAUUGUGAUAGUGACUGGAAUAAUCGGAUGCUGUGCCACUCUAAAGGAGCUGAAGAGUCUUUUGAUUGUGUAUUUAAUCCUGUUGCUCUGUAUUUUCCUGCUGGAAAUCAUUGCUGGUUUGCUGGCCUUCAUAAACUACCAAGAGCUGGAUGAUGAGCUUAGACAGAACCUGAGGGUGACCAUGCAGCAGAAAUACCAACAACCAGGGGAGGAGAGCAUCACACAGAGCACACAGGCUGUGGACAAACGUCAGCAGGAGUUUAAAUGUUGUGGCAGUAACAACUUCACAGACUGGAGGGACAGUGUGUGGAUCCAGGCUAAAGAUGAUCAGCGGCUUGUCCCUGAUAGCUGCUGUAUAACUCCCAGUGAGCUCUGUGGCCGCAGGGACCAUCCCUCCAACAUCUACAAUGUGGAGGGAGGCUGCAUUAUGAAAUUAGAGGACUUCAUCCUGAGUCAGUUGUAUAUUCUUGGUGCAGUGAGCAUUGGGAUUGCAUUUCUCCAGCUUUUGGGGAUGAUGGUUACUUGCUGCCUUUACCACAAACUGAAAAAAGAUCCAUACUGAUUUUAGACUUUCUUCAUUGUCCCAAAAUGUGUCACACCAUGAACUGUAAAAUAGCUGAUUAGAGAUAAUAAUACCCCAAAUGAUUUACACAGUUCAGGUGCUGUGAAGUUAUUAUUUUAAAUGCGAACAUGAGGAUUUUUAAAUUACAAACAGUAGAAAUACUGUAAUGCUGCUGGACGGCACUGUUCUUUUUCUGCAGAAUUCCAUUAAAUACUUGAAGUAUCUUCAAUAUUAUUCUAAGAUAAUGGAAUGAACUUGUUACCAGAAAACACAUUUAAAUAAGCAGAGAAAUAUGAACAAGCCGUGGCUUCAUUUUCCAUCAGUCUUGGUCUUGUUUUUAUCUAUUUUUUUAUGUACCACACAUUGUUCACUAAAGAGCUCAUUUAAAUGAAUAUAACAAAUGUUUGUUUGUUAAAAUACAAAUAAAUAUGCUUACCAUUUAUCAUACUGAAUGAAUUUCACAGAUUAUUGUCCCU